AUUCAUCAUGCUAAAUCUCAUUCGCCCAUCUUCUGCCUUCACACAACAGACCCUUAGAACUACAUUCUCCAGAUCGACCAUUUCUGCUUCCCAGAUUCCCAGAAUUAGUAAAGCAAACAUGGCGACCGACGCUUCCAAGCCCAACAUUGAGACCAAGGACGUCCAAACCGCACCCGGCAUCACACUCUCGGAGCAACAAAACACUGUUGUAGGCUCUGUCCUCGAUCUCUUUGCCGGCCGGCCUUCAUUGAAGAAACUUGCCUUGUGGCGCGACGACGCCACGUUUACGGAUCCCAUUACUAUUGCGCAGGGUCGCGACAAGUACGCUGCACAAUGGUACGGUCUACAGAGCGCAUUCUCGGAAAUCGAGAGGCUGCACCAUUCGGUCAAGGAUGCUGGCAAUCCUAUCCUGAUGGAUUUGAAGACGAGAUAUGUCGUCAAGGGGAUUGGAAAGGAGACGACCAUUGAGAGUGUUGUUGCUAUCUACACAGAUGAGCAGGGCAAGAUCAGUAAGGUGGAGGAUAAGUGGAAUGGCAAGCUGCCUGAUGGUGCUAUCGCGAAUGCCUUCCGACAUUUGAACGCUGUCACGGUACCCAAGUUGAUCAGCGUACCGAAGAACGAUGAGGAAGAUGCACAGAGGGGUAACCAGUAAUUUUAUCCUUUUUGUGUACCAAGUAGCGUAGUGUAUAUACCAUUAACGCACG
This is a messenger RNA of Pyrenophora tritici-repentis Pt-1C-BFP, 704 nucleotides long. RefSeq names its product SnoaL-2 domain containing protein. NCBI's taxonomy places the organism in Eukaryota, Fungi, Ascomycota, Dothideomycetes, Pleosporales, Pleosporaceae. The record is from RefSeq and is a predicted model, not a curated record.